Chaetura pelagica (chimney swift) is the source of this 4911-nucleotide messenger RNA. It is a transcript of the gene KDM5B, whose product is annotated as lysine (K)-specific demethylase 5B. Gene Ontology annotation, cellular component: nucleus. NCBI's taxonomy places the organism in Eukaryota, Metazoa, Chordata, Aves, Apodiformes, Apodidae. The annotation marks the transcript as partial. Gene Ontology annotation, biological process: chromatin remodeling. Gene Ontology annotation, molecular function: DNA binding; histone demethylase activity. The record is from RefSeq and is a predicted model, not a curated record. The transcript has 26 exons.
GACUGGCAGCCACCGUUUGCGUGUGAUGUCGAUAAGCUUCACUUCACACCGAGGAUCCAGAGGCUCAAUGAACUAGAGGCCCAAACUCGUGUAAAGCUGAAUUUUCUGGACCAGAUUGCAAAGUUUUGGGAGCUUCAAGGAUGUACCCUGAAAAUUCCUCAUGUGGAGAGGAAGAUCUUAGAUUUAUUUCAGCUGAAUAGACUAGUUGCAGAUGAAGGAGGAUUUGAUGUAGUUUGCAAAGAGAGAAAAUGGACCAAAAUAGCCACGAGGAUGGGAUUUGCUCCUGGCAAAGCUGUGGGCUCCCACAUCCGCGCGCAUUACGAGCGCAUUCUCUAUCCUUACAAUCUAUUCCAGUCUGGAGCAAGCCUGUUGUGCUUGCAGAAACCAGAUCUCACCAGUGACACCAAGGACAAAGAAUAUAAGCCCCAUGAUAUUCCACAGAGACAGUCUGUUCAGCCAUCUGAAACUUGUCCACCUGCUCGUCGAGCAAAGCGCCUGAGAGCAGAGGCAAUCAAUAUUAAAACUGAAUCUGACCCUCCAGAAGCCAGAACUCAUAAUCUGAGACGUAGAAUGGGAUGUGCACCUACCAAGUGUGAAAAUGAUAAGGAAAUGCACAGCCCAGGGAAACUUCCUGAGAAGAGGGAACAUGCUGGGGAGCCAGAGAAAGACAAAUCCAAAGUCCGGUCUAAAAAGCCCACUAAUGCUGUGGAUCUGUACGUGUGUCUCCUGUGUGGCAGUGGGAACGAUGAGGACCGACUCCUGCUGUGUGAUGGCUGUGAUGACAGUUACCACACUUUUUGUUUGAUUCCACCCCUUCACGAUGUUCCCAAAGGAGACUGGAGGUGUCCCCAGUGUCUGGCUCAGGAGUGUAAUAAGCCUCAAGAAGCAUUUGGUUUUGAACAAGCAGCAAGAGAUUAUACACUGCGCACGUUCGGAGAAAUGGCCGAUGCAUUCAAGUCAGACUAUUUUAACAUGCCCGUACAUAUGGUCCCCACUGAGCUGGUUGAAAAAGAAUUCUGGAGACUUGUUAGUACCAUUGAAGAGGAUGUGACAGUAGAAUAUGGAGCUGAUAUUGCUUCAAAGGAAUUUGGAAGUGGCUUCCCAGUUAGGGGUGGGAAAUUUAAAGUUAGACCAGAAGAAGAGGAAUACCUUGAUAGUGGCUGGAAUUUAAACAACAUGCCUGUGAUGGAGCAAUCUGUUCUUGCUCACAUCACUGCAGACAUAUGUGGAAUGAAACUGCCCUGGCUCUAUGUAGGAAUGUGCUUUUCUUCAUUCUGUUGGCAUAUAGAAGACCACUGGAGCUAUUCCAUUAACUAUCUGCACUGGGGGGAGCCUAAAACGUGGUAUGGAGCCCCAGGGUAUGCAGCUGAACAGCUGGAGGAUGUAAUGAAGAAGCUUGCUCCAGAGCUAUUUGAAUCUCAGCCAGAUCUCUUGCACCAACUUGUCACCAUAAUGAACCCGAAUACUUUGAUGGCCCACGGAGUGCCUGUCUAUCGAACCAAUCAGUGUGCUGGAGAGUUUGUGAUCACCUUUCCAAGAGCUUAUCACAGUGGCUUCAAUCAGGGGUUCAAUUUUGCUGAAGCUGUGAACUUCUGCACAGUUGAUUGGCUGCCCCUGGGCCGCCAGUGCGUGGAGCAUUACCGGCUGCUGAGCCGCUACUGCGUGUUUUCCCACGAUGAGAUGAUCUGUAAAAUGGCUUCCAAAGCAGAUGAUCUUGAUGUUGUGGUAGCAUCUACGGUUCAGAAAGACAUGGCUAUUAUGAUUGAGGAAGAGAAGAAAUUGCGUGAGAAGGUGGAUAAACUGGGAGUGACCGACUCAGAGAGAGUGUCUUUUGAGCUGUUUCCUGACGAUGAGCGACAGUGCUUGAAGUGUAAAACCACCUGUUUCAUGUCUGCUGUUUAUUGUCCAUGUAAACCUGGAUUAUUGGCGUGCUUGUAUCAUGUUGAGGAACUCUGUUCCUGUCCUACCUUCAAAUACAAACUGGGGUACCGCUACACCCUGGAGGAGCUGUAUCCCAUGAUGAACGCCCUCAAGAUGCGCGCGGAGUCCUACAACGAAUGGGCUUCCACUGUUAAUGAAGCUCUGGAGGCAAAAAUUAACAAUAAAAGAAGUCUCAUCAGUUUUAAGGCUUUGAUAGAAGAAUCAGAAAUCAAAAAGUUUCCAGACAAUGAUCUUCUGAGACACCUCAGAUUGGUGACACAGGAUGCAGACAAAUGUGCCUCAGUUGCACAGCAGCUUCUUAAUGGCAAAAGACAAACCAGGUACCGCUCCGGAGGGGGGAAGUGCCCAAACCAGCUGACGGUGAACGAGCUGCGGCUGUUCGUGAGGCAGCUCUAUGCUCUGCCCUGUGUCCUCAGCCAGACACCCCUGCUAAAGGAUCUUCUUGAUCGUGUGGAAGCUUUCCAACAGCAAAGCCAAAAACUCCUGUCUGAAGAAAUGCCCAGUUCUGCAGAGCUGCAGGAGCUGCUGGAUGUCAGCUUCGACUUCGACGUCGAUCUGCCCCAGCUGGCGGAGCUGCGGACGCGGCUGGAGCAGGCCCGCUGGCUGGAGGACGUGCAGCUGGCUUCUGCAGACCACAGCUCGCUCACUCUGGAUGACAUGAGACGUCUGAUAGACUCAGGUGUUGGACUGGCUCCCUACCCAGCAGUUGAGAAAGCGAUGGCAAAGCUGCAGGAGCUCCUCACUGUGUCUGAACACUGGGAUGACAAAGCCAGGAAUCUGAUAAAGGCCAGACCGCGGCAGUCGCUGAGCAGCCUGGCAGCGGCGGUGAAGGAGCUGGAGGAGAUCCCAGCCUAUCUCCCCAGUGGUGCGGCCCUGAAGGACGCGGUGCAGAAGGCCAAAGACUGGCUGCAGGAGGUGGAAGCUCUGCAGGCUGGAGGACGUGUGCCUGUCCUGGACACACUGGUGGAACUUGUCACAAGAGGUCGAUGCAUUCCAGUGCAUCUGGACUACCUGCCCAGGCUGGAGUCCUUGGUGUCAGAAGUGCAAGCGUGGAAGGAGUGUGCAGCCAACACGUUCCUGUGUGAGAACUCCCCUUACUCUCUUCUGGAGGUCUUAUGUCCCCGCUGUGAUAUUGGAAUGCUGAAUCUGAAGAGAAAGCAGAAGAAGCUGAAGGAUCCAGUGCCAGGUGGAAAAAAGAAAAGCACCAAGAUGGAGACUCUGAGUGACCUAGAAAGAGCUCUCUCAGAGAGCAAAGACACUGCAGCUGCAAUGGUGACGCUUGGGGAAGCCCGGAGCAGGGAGAUGGAGGCGCUGCGCUCGCUGCGCGCGGCCAACGAGCUGAAGGUGCUGUCUGGGGAGGAGGAGGCAGAGCUGAAGGUCUGCGUGUGCCAGAAGGAGCCGGCAGCCCCCAUGGUGCAGUGUGAGCUCUGCAGAGGCUUCUUCCACACGGGCUGCGUGUCCGUGCCCAGCGCCGCGCCGGGGCCGCGCGUCUGGCUCUGUCCCCAGUGUCACCGCUCGGAGAAGCCGCCCUUGGAGAAGAUCCUGCCCCUCCUGGCCUCCCUGCAGCGCAUCCGCGUGCGGCUCCCCGAGGGGGACGCCCUGCGCUACCUGAUUGAGAGAACUGUGAACUGGCAGCACAGGGCGCAACAGAUGUUGUAUUCAGGGAAUCUAAAACUUCUACAGGACAAAGUUGGCUCAGGAUUACUGUACACCAGGUGGCCAGGCACGGCGGGCCAGCUGCCCGAGACAAACAAGGUUUCCCAGACUAUUGGAGCUAUGUCAUUCUCCAUGCCUCAUGACUGGGAUAACAGAACCAUAUAUUUACAUUCUCCAUUUUCUACAGGACAGCACUGCAUCCCACUCCAUGUCAUUAGCACAGAGCUGGAUGAGCUGAUGAUGGAAGCCCAGCUGCUACAGGUUUCUCUGCCUGAAAUACAGGAGCUGUACCAGACCCUGUUCACAAAGCAAAGCCCUGUUUUGCCAGCAGAGCAGAGGUCAUCCUUUGGACCCACAAAUGACAAGAACGAGUGUUGCCGAGGAAAAAAGGAUGGAAUUAGUUACAUGGAGAGAAAACUAAAGCGGCGUUUUGAGAGAGAGAGUUUCUGUGAUGAGAAGAGAGCAAGAGUAAAAAAAAUAAGAACACCCAAAAAGAAGAAACUGAAAUUGAGUCACUCAAAGGAUGUCUGCACAAACAAACUGGAGAGAGAGCGGGAGCGUUUCUUGGAGAUGCAGCGUUCCAGUGAGAGCCACUUGCUUCCUUCAGACAUGUCCUUCUCUGAGCAGGAGGACUCAGAGGAUGAAGAUGCUGUUUGCCCUGCUGUGAACUGUCUGCAGCCUGAGGGAGAUGAGGUUGAUUGGGUCCAGUGCGACGGCAGCUGCAACCAGUGGUUCCACCAGGUGUGUGUGGGCAUCUCUCCAGAGAUGGCAGAGAAGGAGGACUACAUCUGCAUCAGCUGCUCUGGGAAGGACUGUCCAUAUCGGAAGUAAAACUCCCCAUAAACCAUUCAGGACUGGAGUGAAAAAGGUUAUCAGAGUUUUCCAAUAAAGCCACAGGGGCUGGUUUAAGAACCAGAUUGCAAAUGGUGCUACUUCUAUCCUUAUGGGAUCAUUUUCCAGAACUCAAAACCAUUUUUGACACUUUUGUAUUUUCCCUUGAUCUGUUUGUGGUUGUUGAGGUUUGAGAUGCUGACUGUUGAGCAGGGGUUUCCACCAAUUGAGAAGGCAUUUGGACAUUGCACCUUUUCUUGUACAGCAUUAAAUUACCUCUCUGGGAUUUACCGGCAUAUUUAAUUCAACUUGGUUUAGGUGCAAAAAAAAACAAAGAACCUGCACCAUGAAUUUUCCAAUAAAUCCUCUUUUGAGGAAAUCCCUGUUUACUCUGUUAACUCUUUGGAGACUUUAGGUUUUUUUCCACUUUGUUUUUCGUAGAUUAGGUUUAUUUAUCUGAGCAAUAACUUCUAUGUCUGGUUU